Messenger RNA from Brachypodium distachyon (stiff brome), 1279 nucleotides. Its product is annotated as protein MKS1. Bases 116 to 946 code for a protein of 276 amino acids. The record is from RefSeq and is a predicted model, not a curated record. Gene Ontology annotation, cellular component: nucleus. Lineage: Eukaryota; Viridiplantae; Streptophyta; Magnoliopsida; Poales; Poaceae. The transcript has a single exon.
ACGUGCUAACCAAUAACCAUACUUGGAGAAGACCCUGGUAAUAUCAACGCCGGCCGGCCACCGACGUUCAUCGAAUCGUCGAUCCAUCAGCGUGAAGAUCGGAUUACUUGCAUAUAUGGAGCACUCCGGCUCCGGCGGCUCGUCGUCGUCAUCGUCGUGGAAAAGCGGUGGCCGGGAGAUGCAGGGUCCGCGCCCAGCGCCACUGAGGGUGCACAAGGAGUCGCACAGGAUCAGGAAGCCGCCGCCGCCGCAGCCGCAGCGGCAGCCGGUGAUCAUCUACACGGUGUCGCCCAAGGUCAUCCAUGCCGACCCCUCAGACUUCAUGUCCGUCGUGCAGCGCCUCACCGGCCCGUCCGGCGCCUCAUCAUCGUCAUCACAGCCGCCGACGCCACCGUCUUCCUCGAUGCCGUUCCCGUUCUACGGUGCCAUGCCCCCGCCGCCGGCCCAGGCUCAGCAGCUGCCGUUCCCGUUCCAUCUCCAAGCGGCGGCCGCGGCGGCGGCCAUGGCGCCGCCACCGCAGACACAGCUCUCGGCGGCCGCGCGCUUCGCCGCCUUCGAGCAGGCGACCACUUCGGCCGCAAGGAGCGCCGGCGCCGGCGUUCACCGUGGGGAUCUGCCGCCUCUGCCGAGCAUCCUUUCUCCGGUGCCGGGGUCCCUCCCGCCGACGGUCAUGCCGCAGCCGCCGGGCUUGAUCUUCUCCCCAACCUCCGGUGGUGGCAACACGGGCGUCGGUGGCAUCAACCUGUUCGGCGAGCUCGUCAGCCCCAGCCCCGCAUUUCUCGCUGGACAGCACGGCGCCGCCGGUGCAGCAACUCCUCCUCCGACAACGACGUCGACGACAAUGUUACAGUAUUUCCAAGCAGCUGCAGCAACAGGAACGGCAGCGGCGCCUUCGUCGUCGACUCCAUACUAUUGGGAUCUCUUCAACAACAACCACCCGAAUUAAUUAACCAACACGAUGAUCGAAUUCGAUUCACAUUUGCCUGCGCAAUGAUCGACAUAUAUGGUAUAUAUGUGAUGGGAAUUAAUUAACUUGAUAGAUACUUCGAUAGAUAGCCUAAGUUGAUCAGCAGCUGGUAGCAUGCAAUGAAGCUUCUUCAUUCAUCCAGUACGUAGUGUACUACUUGUAGCUAUAGCUAGCCAUACCUCUUCUUUUCUUUGCACCCCAUUUUGGAGGUGAUUGAUGAUAUAUAUUUGAGAUUGUAGAAUGAUGUAAUUCCCUUUAAUUUGUACUUUGAGAUUGUAGAAUCAUUCCUAUUUCCUGAGUCUGUUGAAUGAA